This is a messenger RNA of Alligator sinensis (Chinese alligator), 690 nucleotides long. It is a transcript of the gene CGA, whose product is annotated as glycoprotein hormones, alpha polypeptide. Bases 108 to 470 code for a protein of 120 amino acids. Gene Ontology annotation, biological process: thyroid hormone generation; positive regulation of steroid biosynthetic process. Gene Ontology annotation, molecular function: follicle-stimulating hormone activity. Gene Ontology annotation, cellular component: follicle-stimulating hormone complex; extracellular region. The record is from RefSeq and is a predicted model, not a curated record. Lineage: Eukaryota; Metazoa; Chordata; Crocodylia; Alligatoridae. The transcript is spliced from 4 exons.
GAAAGGUACAUCUUAGCUCCAGGAACGGUGCACAGAAACUACAAGCAUCAUUCAGAUUCUGAGUCAUCUGCUCUUAUCUCAUUGAACAAACUGAAGGAAGAAGAAUUAUGGAUUACUGUGGCAAGUAUGCAGCUGUCACUCUGGCUGUGUUGUCAGUAUUUCUGCAUAUUCUUCAUUCUUUCCCAGAUGGAGAGUUCCUCAUGCAGGGCUGUCCAGAAUGCAAGCUAGGAGAAAACAGGUUCUUCUCAAAGCCCGGAGCUCCCAUUUACCAGUGCACGGGAUGUUGUUUCUCAAGGGCUUAUCCUACUCCCAUGAGAUCAAAGAAGACCAUGCUGGUUCCAAAGAACAUUACAUCGGAGGCAACAUGCUGUGUAGCAAAAGCCUUUACAAAGAUUACCCUUAAGGACAACGUGAAGAUAGAGAACCAUACAGAGUGUCACUGCAGCACCUGCUACUACCAUAAAUCUUAAUACCUGUCCUAUUGCUACUGACCAGGAAUGACAGCGAAGGGAGUUUUGUUCUUUUUUGUCUUUGAUAGCAUUGUUGUGUAAAAUCUGUGUUUUUCUGAUGAAGGCACUUAUUGCGCCAUGAAACAAGAUGCAUGGCUGUAUUCUUUUCUUUUUACGUCAUCAUGCAUUUAACCAAGUGUAAUGAUAUCCAUUAGGAAUGAAAAUAUAGCAUCUGCAUGAC